UUACUGUUACUGCGCGACCAACUUGGCCAGUUACUUGUUGCUUUGCGUGCGACCGGUGCAAAUGUGGUGUUGAUGAUUAGAUCAGUUGGAUUUGUUCAGUUUUUGUUUAUUUUUAGUGAUUUUGGUUGUUAUUUGUGCUAAUUGAUUGUAGUUCAUAAACUGCCAUGAUGACUGAGACCGUAGUUACCGUAGAACACACGACAACCAGGAAUGUUACUCACCAGGCAGGAACCAAACCCGAAGGCGCGCUAUCCUGGUUAAGGUUCAAUAUCGAUUACUUCAAAACUACGCCAGGAAUACUUAAAUUGUUGCAACUGUUUUUCGGCAUAAUCUGCAUGUCGUGCGCCUCACCGGCUUUGACCUCCGCAACACAUUGGUUCCUGUUUGUGGCGGUAACGUCAUUCAUUGCAACAUUAAUAUGGGUGUUCGUUUACCUGCUGGGAAUUCGAGAGGUGCUACAACUUCCCAUCAACUGGCUGUUGACGGAGCUGGUUAACACUGGCAUCAUCACCGUGCUAUAUACGAUCGCUUUCAUUGUGCAGUUAGCGAAAUGGUCCGGGUUGGCUGGUUCAUUCGUCGCAUCAAACAUUACGGCGGGAGUUUUUGGAAUUUUCAAUGCAUUGGCGUAUGCUGCCGGAGUUUACUUUUUGCACUUGGAAUGGAAAAGCAGCGGCGGUGCAUCUACGAACUAGUCCUGGUUAUUAUAGUUCAUUUACUCAACACCGGCUGUUGUAUUCAUAUCAACUAUUUAGGAUAAAAUUCUUAUUAUAUUUAUCGCCAAACAGUUUGUAUGUAUAAGUACAAACAAUUCGUUGAAGAAUUAUGUCGAAAUAACGAAUAUAAAAUUUAUAUUUUUCUAAAUGUUUCUAUAUGAAUGGUUUUUAUAUAAAAAUUGUAUACAAUAUUUUCAUAAUAGCCUGAUGAAUAUUAUAUUAGGCUGCGAUUAAGCAAAUCAUUUUAUUCAAUGCAUUCGAAAACCGUGGGCUUUUCAUGUUUAAUCUCGGGAAAUGAACGAAAAGAAGUUCGAUCGACCAGAAGUUUAUAUAAACAAACUAUUGGCAAUGCUAUUUUAGGAGGUAUAGUUAUAUUAUAAUUUUUUAUGAUUUAUAACCUCGACAUAUUUCAAUUUUACAACUAAAAUUUAUAUUUCAUAAUAUUAUAAUUUUUAGAUUGAUAUAAGAAUGAAAUGAUACAUAAACACUUUCUAUGUUCAUGAUAUAUAAAUUAUUUUAUGGAAUAUAAGUUUUUAUACAAAUCAUAUAAAAAUGAUGAUUGGUAUUUAUAAAGUUAACACUAAAAUUUACUUUGCUAUUUAUUUUAUUGAUUUGUUUUUAAUAUUAUAAUA
This is a messenger RNA of Ctenocephalides felis (cat flea), 1345 nucleotides long. RefSeq names its product CKLF-like MARVEL transmembrane domain-containing protein 4. The transcript has 4 exons. Gene Ontology annotation, cellular component: membrane. The record is from RefSeq and is a predicted model, not a curated record. Lineage: Eukaryota; Metazoa; Arthropoda; Insecta; Siphonaptera; Pulicidae. The coding region runs from base 165 to 692 and encodes 175 amino acids.